AUGGCGAGGAGAUUUUGGGUUGGAGCGAUUUCAGGCUGUGCAAUGGAAGAGCACUGUCUCGUAAUAGCAGGGGAGUGGUUGUGCGGCAAAAACGCGAAGUGGGAUUUCGUCGUCGACAAGCAACGGAUGUCUAGAGUUGUUCUAAUGAGAGAAGACAUGAAAAUAUGUGAUUUGACGGCAGAGGUAUUGAAGGAGUUUUGCAUUGUGGGAGUUUCCCAGGAGACCAUGGUUCUCAGCUACUGGCCGCCGAACACGAACGAGCUAGCGACAAGGAUCAAGACACCACCUGUUGUGGAUUCAAUGAACCUGUUUGCGACAUUCGAUAUUCUGUCUGGUGCUAUCGGAUAUACAACCCCAAAUCCCUCAUCUAUAAGAGUAGGUGUAACCGAGAAUAGUGCUUCGCGCCUGAAGUCUGUUUCAUUUGCUUCUGGGAAGGAGACCGGACCUUCAAUCGGCAGAGUGGAGGACGUUGUACCUAGCAGCAAAAGAGUCAUCGAGACUGAUAGUGCGUCCUUCAGUAGUUUGAAGCAGCGGACAUUAGUAAGUUCAAUGAGUGGAGGAUCGUCGAGCAGUUUUCCAUUCGAUUUAAACGCUUUAGAUGUGGAUAGUGUUGCCGAGUUUUGUUCUGGCGAUGUUAGCGCAUUCUCGUACGAGUUGAGUGAUGCAGACAUUAUUAGUGAAGUGGAAUCGGUGGAAAAUCGUUUCCAUAGCAGUAGGGCUCCGUCAAGCGAAGGUACAGAUGAGUUUGAUGAAGAGGAUUAUUGCGGUGACCUGGACGACGAGGAGGAUAUUAUAUCUGUUGGUUAUGAUAAUGAGUUCUGGGAACCCUUGAUAGAUGAUGCACUCGGUGGAUCUGAUGCCGUAGAGUUUAUGUGUCCAGCCGGAGAUGGGUUUGACGGCAAAGCCGUUUCUGGGGGGAAAAUGUGCGAUGUUUUGCGCGUAGCAGAGGAAGAAGGAAAGCGUAGUAGUGUAGGUGGUGGUGGUAGCAAAUGGACAAGUGUUGAUGGACAAAGCGUUGUUCAGCGUAUAAUGGACGAGUAA
Molecule: messenger RNA, 1041 nt
Organism: Thlaspi arvense
Lineage: Eukaryota; Viridiplantae; Streptophyta; Magnoliopsida; Brassicales; Brassicaceae
Source: the annotation of a GenBank genome assembly